Molecule: messenger RNA, 4592 nt
Organism: Prorocentrum cordatum
Lineage: Eukaryota; Dinophyceae; Prorocentrales; Prorocentraceae
Source: the annotation of a GenBank genome assembly
AUGCUGGCCGACAGGUCGGCAGCCCCAGCCCGUGCGGUCGUGUUGACGCGGCCCUGGAAGGACGCCAAGGCGAAGUACCCGAAGAAGGCUGGCGAGACGGUCAAGGCGUACGAUGCCCGCCUGCGGAGCCUCGUGCCGACGCUGCGCGCAGCGGCCGAUGGCCUAGUCGGCGCGGCCGAGGCCCCUCCGAGCCCCCCUCCAGGCGAGGACUCGUUCACCACUUCGGACUUCCAUGACUGGCAGCGCGUGGUCACGGUCGGCUUUGGGUCGAGCCUCACUGCCGUGGACUUGUCGGUCACGCUGCUGGGCCUUACCAUCACGGACCCUGGGGGUCUGGGCGCCUUCGCUAGGGAGUUCACGAUGCGUACGUCCACAAGGUCCGUCAUGGUGGAGUGCUGGCUUUACAUGGAGGUGCUCGGCCUGAACCGCAUGUACUGCGGGCGGGCGACCGCCACCUGGCAGCACGAGGGGUCCCUCACGCUGGCGCAGCGGCAGGCCAUGGCGCACCUCCUGUCGCGGGCCGAGGUCUUUGCGGAGGACCCCUUCGCGAGCGUGGAGGUGCCCGCGCUGUCGUCCGCCCUCCAGCACGCGGCCAUCGACUACAGCGGGGAGCCCACGGUCAAGGCACUCCCGUGCGUGCUCGCGGAGCUGAAGCCGGGCCUGCCGCAGCCCGAGCACGCAGGCGCCUUGGACGCGUGCGAGUUCGUGGAUGCGGACAUCGGCGCCUGGCUGAACGACCCCUCGGUGGCGCUGAAGCCCGAGGCCGAGUGGCCCAACCCGCUCCCGAGGGCGCGGGUCAACGUCAUCUCUGACAGCGACUGGGAGGCCCUCGCGGUGCACUUGGUGAAGUUGGGCAUCUUUACGGUGCUUGAGCCGCAUGAGGUGUUCCAGGUGCGGGGCGCUCCGCUCCUCAACGGCCUCUUCGCAGUCGAGAAGAAGGGAGCGCCUGGGCCAGGGGCCGAGCGGGUCACCAGGCUCAUCCUGAACAUGGUCCCAGGCAACUCGCUCCUCAAGCCGUUCGUCGGUGAGGCGUCUACACUCGCGGCGUCGACGGGCUGGACGACCCUUCACCUGCCCGAGGGCUCCCUGCUGCUGUGGUCUGGCGAUGACCAGAAGGGGGCCUUCUUUGUGUGGCGGAUCCCGCGCUGCUGGCAUGCUCACAUGGCGGUGGGCAAGGCGCUGCGCGGCGACCUGUUUGGGCGCGCGGGGCCGCGGGUCUUCGUCGCCUCAGCUGUCAUCUCGAUGGGUUGGAUGCUCGCCGUGCCGCUGUUCCAGCACAUACAUCGGCGAUUGUGUCGGCUUCCGCCCCCGCUUGGAGCGGGCCUACCGCCAGAGGCAGAGUGGCGGAAGGACACGGUGCGGCCGCUCGCUUUUGCUAAGCAGGGUCCCGUCCUUGCAUCUUGGUGGCAGGUAUACAUCGACGACUUCGACGCCCCCGAGAUCAUCGAGGAGGCCGCGGCGCUAGAGCUUCUUGGUAGCCAGGCAGAGUUGCAGGCCGCGGCCCGUGCCAGCUACGGGCGUGCGCACGUGGCGAUCUCCUCCGACAAGGCGCACCUCCGCCAGCUUCGCGUUGAGAGGAUGGGGGCUUCCGUUGACGGCGUCACGGGGCGGAUCGGGGCCCCCCUCAGCAAGGCGUUGUCCGCCUGCGGUCUCGCCAUCGCGACGCUCGGCCUGGACUUGGUCCCGUGGAGGCUGGCCAUGACUGUGCUCGGCCGCCUUGUCAGGGUUUUCGAGUUCCGACGGCCCUUGCUCAGCAUCUUGAAUGCAGUGUGGAGGCUUUCAGAGCCGCGGGCGCAGGUCUACCUGACGCGGGAGAUGAGGGAGGAGCUGAUGACGGCGCUCCUCGUGGUCCCGCUCGCCGCUACUUCGUUGAGGAGCCGCCUCGAAGGGAUGGCGUCGUGUUCAGACGCGUCCGAGUUCGGGGGCGGAGUCUGCGUGUCGACGGGCCUCCAUGAGCAGGCGGAGGCGACCAUCCUCGCCGCCGGCGAGCCUGGCGCUCAGCUGGGCGCGGGGGCGAGGGUCCUCGGCCUGCCAGUCGAUCCGCGGGCGCCCUGGACUCGCAGCAAUCCGCGGAUCCCACGGGCCAUCGUCGCCCGAGUCCUCAGGGUCCUCUGCAUCGGGCUGUUCGACGGCAUCGGCGGGUUGGCGGUCGCGCUCUCGCGCCUGCCCGUGCGCAUCGUCGGGUACGUGAGCGCCGAGACGGACGCCAAGGCCAGGAGGGUCGUACGGCUCAGGUGGCCAGGCGCCAUCGACUGGGGGGACGUCAGGACCGUGACCGCCCAGACGGUGGAGGAUUUGAGGAUCGCCUACCAGUCCGAGGUCGACCUUGUGGUCGCGGGCGCAGGCAGCCCGUGCCAGGGGCUCACGGGGCUAAACGCUGCUGGGCGAGGCCUGGCCGACCCGAAGUCUUCGGUCUUCUUCGAGGUGCCGCGCAUCUUCGGGCUGCUGUCAGACGCUUUCGGGGCGAGUUUCAGGUGGUUCGUGGAGAACGUCGCGGGCAUGACGUCCAGCAGCCUGCGUGGCAUGAGCCAGGCCCUCGGCGUCAAGCCCGUGUUUCUGUGUACCUCGGCCCUGGUGCCCUGCAGGAGGCCGCGGCUGUAUUGGCUGAGCUGGAGCGUCCGCCCGACCCCGCCGCUGGUCCUCCAGGAGCGCGAGGAUAUGUUCGUCGUCAGCUGCAGUGAGCCGCCCCUGUUGAAUUUCGAUUGGCGGGAUCCUGGCGCGCGCUGGCUGGGCGAGCCUGGGCCUUACCCCACCCUCGUGUGCAGCAGGCCUCAGCGAGGCUACCCUUCAGCGCCGCGCGGGGUGAAGAGUGCUUCGCCCGAGGCGCUCGCUCGCUGGCAGUCGGAUUCGUAUCGCUACCAUGUUGCGCUCUACGAAGAGAAAAACCUCUUGCAGGACAGCGACGGAUCCUUGCGAGUCCCUUCGAGCUCCGAGCGGGAGAGGAUGAUGGGAUUCGACGUGCGUUACACGGCUGUAGCCACGAAGGGCUCGAACCAGCAGGAUAGCGACGACGCCAGGUCCUUCCUACUGGGCAACAGCUUCAAUGUGUUCUCGGUCGCUUGGCUGCUGCAGUGGCUCUUGCUGAACCUGGGAGCUGUGACGCGCCCACUGUCCAUGCAGGAGCUGGGGCACGUCGGCGAAUGCACGCCGUCGUGGGACGAAGCGGGCUGCUUCGAGAGCGACGCGGGGGAGCCAGAGACCGAAGCCAGCCGUCUCUUGCUCCUCAGCUACCUCGCCAGGUCCGAGAAGGGCGGGAGCGAUGUGCGUCUCGACGUGAACCUGCCGUACCGACCGAAGGGGUGGCCCAGAUCGUCGCUGGACCCGUUCGUGUGGAAGUGGCGAGUCGUGCUGAGCAUAGCUUGGCCCAAGCGGCAGCAGGCGCACAUCAACGUCAGGGAGCUGCAGGCCGCGCUCGCGGCGCUUCGGUGGCGGGCUCGCGCCGCUCGCCGCCACUGCAGCCGCUGGCUCCACCUCGUGGACAGCCAGGUCGUCGCGGCCAUCAUCACGAAGGGCCGGAGCAGCAGCGCUCGCUUGCAGCCGAUGCUCCGGCGCUGGGCAGCGGUCGCGGUCGCGGCCGACAUGUACCCGCUGAUCGGGUACAUCGUGUCAGAGAACAAACCGGCCGACGAGCCAUCGAGAAAGCUGUGGCGGUAUGCCGUUGCGGUCCGCAGGCUCUUGCAGUACUACGGCGCUGAGGAGAGUGGCACGACUGCGCUCGCACUGGCCAUGGACGAUGCGGACGGCUUGGUCGCUAGCUUCCUUGAGAGGCUCUGGGCUGAGGGCGCUGGCAUUGCAGCUGCGAGCAACACCAUCGCGGGCGUGGCCUUUUUCUGCCCGUCUUUGCGCAGGAAGCUCGACUUGUCCUGGUCACUCCUGCGGACGUGGCGCCGCCAAGAGCCUGCGGCGCGCGUCCUCCCGCUGACCGCAGAGCUGGUCGGCGGCAUGGCGGGCUACGCCAUCGCAGCAGGCGCCUUUGAUUUCGCCUGCCUUCUUCUCGUCAGCUUUGAAGCGAUGCUGCGAGGAGGGGAAGCUUUCAGCCUCACUGCAGGCGACGUUCAUGAUCGUGCAUCGUGUAUGGUCAUCCGCAUUGGCAGCAGUAAGACCACGGCGGGCAAGGAUGCAGCUGAGGCCGUGGUGGUGCGGUCUAAGGCCUGUGUGCGGCUGCUGCGACUGGUCGUGGCCCAUCUCGCGCCUUCAGACAGGCUUUCGCCCAGGUCGCCGAACCAGCUGAGGGCAGGAUUGCAGCGCUUGGCCGAAGCGCUCGGCUUUCGAGGCCUCUUCAGCUGGCACAGUUGCCGACGAGGCGGAGCAAGUGACUUUUUCUGCCGCUCCGGCUCGAUGGAGCAGACACUCGUCAAAGGUGCGCCGCCAGAGGUGUCGCAGCUGUCCAAAUCGUGGCUCGGCUCCCGGCUUCGGGGCGAGGGCGGGCUCGACUCUGAGAUGCCGGCGCUGGCCCGCGGGCAGCCUGCGACGCCGAGGUCCAGGAGGCCCCCCGAGAGCGAGCCGCUGGUGUUCGACAGGCCCCCGCCGGCCGCGAGCCUCUGCGAGCCGCUGGUGUUCGACAGGGCGCCGCCGGCGCCGCGCCCGCCGAG